Messenger RNA from Bursaphelenchus xylophilus (pine wood nematode), 1832 nucleotides. NCBI's taxonomy places the organism in Eukaryota, Metazoa, Nematoda, Chromadorea, Rhabditida, Aphelenchoididae. The record is from the annotation of a GenBank genome assembly.
AUGCUCCCAACAGAAGAGACAUCAAGUCGAAUUUGUGAGAAUGUCACGGAUGCUAUCGGCCAUACACCCUUGGUGUACUUGAAUAAUGUAACGAAAGGAGUGGACGCCAAAGUUGGUAGGUUAAUUUCUCAGCUUUACAAGUUAGAAAAGCUCUUUUUUAGCGCUUUUUGAUCUGUUUUCAGCGGCAAAACUAGAAUAUUUAAACCCAGCGCUCUCUGUGAAAGAUCGUCCAGCCUUGUACAUGAUAGAGGAAGCCGAGAAAGCUGGGGAAAUCAAGCCGGGAGAUGUUCUGAUUGAAGGAACCUCUGGGAAUAUGGGAAUCGGCCUUGCGAUGGCUGCCGCUGUGAAAGGAUACAAACUAGUGCUGGUUAUGCCCGAUUGUUAUAGUGUGGAAAGGGUGAGCCGCUUUCGUGUGUAAUUUGAAGGCUUAAUCUGAUGUCAGAACGUCGGGAAAAUAAUGGCGGGUCGUUGUAGCCAAUUGUUUCGCCGUCGAAAAAAAGGCACCAAAACUUCUAGCCGCUGUUAGCUGUCGGAAUGGGCGAUUCCAAGGCGCGACGUCCCGCCAGCUACUAUUUUGCUGACAGACUAACUGACAGAGAAGGACUGCAAGAUAAAAGUCUCACCCCCAAUUCAACAACCUUUUCAGAGAGCCAUCUGCAAAGCCCUAGGCGCCGAACUAGUCAUUGUGGAUGCGGCAAUUGGAAUCGACGGUGUAAUGAAGCGCCUGGACGAUCUACACGCUCUAAUCCCAAAUUCAUACUUGGUAAAUCAAUUUGCCAAUCCCAAUAACCCUAAGUCCCACUAUCUCUCGACGGGGCCAGAGAUCUGGCAACAAACGCAAGGAAAACUCGAUAUCGCUGUUUUUGGCGCCGGCACUGGUGGUACGGUCACCGGAGUUGGCCAGUACUUGAAAGAGAGAAACAAAGACGUCAAGGUGUUCGUUGUCGAGCCGUAUGAGAGCUCGGUGAUCAGUGGCGAAGUUGCGGGAUGCCAUCAUAUUCAAGGGAUCGGAGCGGGGGUGGUCCCACCCAAUCUACAGCCAGUCUAUGAUGGAGUGGUCAGAGUGAAAGAAAAAGAGGCGUUUGAAAUGGCCAGAAGACUGGCGAAAGAGGAGGGAAUUUUGUGCGGAAUCAGCAGUGGAGCCAACGUUGUUGCUGCUUUGGAGGUAAGGACUACAAUGAGGUACAGUCAAACUCGGGGCUCUACUAGGAGGAUGAGGGACAUGGAGAAUGGUAGCUUUCUCCUAGACAUGGAGAAUGGUAGCUUCUCCUAGACAAAGGUGGAUGAAAAUAAAUGAAAAGAGGCGGUCAAAAUAAAUUUUUGCGGCGCAAAGCUCUCGUCCGAGGCCGCAACGGACCUACAGUAGAAAAUUCAAGAAGUGUUACAGGCAGGCCUUUACGUAUGUAACGGUGUUCUUUCGGGCGUAGCUGCGAUGCCAGGGGCGUAGCUGGCGAAUCACAGGAGGAGUUUUUUGACAGCGCUCGAAGGGGUUUACUAUUAGUCUGUCGGGAAAAUAAUGUGCGCACUGUCACACUAAAAACGCGACAAAAUCAGAUUUCCUUUACUUCAAAUAAACGAUUGGCGCAGCGACAUUGCGUCACUAUUUUCCCGACAGACUGACAUUAUCUGAAUAAGAUCAUGUAUUUUUUCAGCUAGCCAAAAAAGAAGAGAACAAAGGGAAGCUCAUUGUGACUUGUCUACCCAGUUUCGGAGAGCGUUACCUCUCCACCGAUCUCUACAAGAAUAUCAAGGAAGAAUGCGAGAGAAUGCCCAACACAACAUUUGAAGAGGACGCUGAGUAUUUCAAAAAAGUUUUUAGCCUCGGUAGCUAA